AUGGAUGCGCAGUAUCCGUUUGCGUCAAGAGAGGAUAUCUGGCGUGUACACGAAGAAGUGAGGGAUAUCUACGCGACGCAGCUAGAACACGAAGAAAGACUUGCAAAACUGGAGCGACGAAAGGAGGACGAUGCCCGUAUGAGAAGCCUCUGGGGACCAUUUUCUCCGUUCCCCUCAGCCUCGGGCCAUCCAUCAAUGCAAGAAUCCGCGUACAAUUCUCCGGCGGAGCCUUUCAAGGGAUUUGACCAAGGUCAUCAACACAAUUCAGCUCCGGGCCAUCCACAGCUAGAAACCGAAGAAGAGCACAGGCGGGGCGCUUCACGAGCAAAUAGUGUGCGAUUCGACGAGAGUUCUAUGCAUGGUUACUAUAGCCAUGCCAACCGCUCCGCCACCGAAAUCGCUCCUUUGAGAACUGGUAGUGGGCUAGGAAAUCUUUCUCUUACCGAACGUUCUCUCUCUCAUCGAUCGGAUGGUAACAAAAGCUCUUCUGGCCAAUCACAGCGCACACUCAGUCUAGGACUUGAUGCUUCUCGAACGGACGCACCAUCGACUCCUGGACUUUUCAUUCUUGGCCCCGUUCCCUGCAUUAUUCGAUGUUGGCUCACCUCUCACUUCUCUAAUGACUCCUUACUGUACGCUGCGGUGUGUAGCGGGUCGUAUUCGUCUGCCAUUAGCCAGAGACUGGUUCAGAAACUGGGACUCGUAGGCGAGACAAACAAGAAGGAUGGGGUGCCAACCAUCAGGCUCCCAGUUCAUCUCCCGGAAGCAAGUGUUUAUCAGUCGUCGUCUCGUGCUGGAAGCCCCGCACCACAUCUUCCUGCUGUCACCGUACAAUUUGUUCUUCGCGAGACCAACCCUAGUGAUGAAAAAGAAAUCCAAAUAUUCCUUGGCAGUGACUUUCUACGUCUCCACAACGCCGACAUUCUGUUUUCUCAGGACAAAAUGCUCAUCUUAGAUGAUGAGCACAAAAAGAUUUCAAUCCCACUUGUUCGUCCAGAGAAUUAUGAAAUGUUCAAAACUCUGUCUACUGUUUCACAACCACAAUGCGUAAUUACUGGAAACUCCAGGGUCAACGGUAACACUCGCCCAAUUUUCGAGCAUGAAAAUGAUGACUCCGAGGCAACAAGUAAGCCCAUCAGCCCGGUGUUACGAAAAGGGAGUACUUAUCAACCCCCUGGCCGGACCUCAAGCGAUUCUGCUGACACCCACCCUCGACGCUCUGCUAACUUCGCGGAGCACUCAGAAGAGCAGAACAGCCCUGACCAGGCACAAUCAAAGUAUAACGCGAAUGAUAAAGACCCAGAAAAAUCCCCGAGAAUGGACAGUACAGGUGUUUGGCGCCCCUGGAGGCGCGAGCUUCCCGCUAGCAAGAGCGAACCAGCUCCCUACUUAGCAGCGUACCAGAGGAGUGUUCGGACUCGUAAUAUGAAGGUGUUGAAGCCGUCCAAACCAACAUCCACAUCGUCACGUCAGGUAUCUGGUGUUGCCGCGCGGCCUGGUGGGGAGCCCAAUCAAGGUACCGAGCAGGGCGACUCGCCAAACACGAAGCCGGAUAGUCCUUGGAAUACUAGGUCCCGAAGUUCGAAUCCAGUUGGGGGAGCGUCAGCCUUUGGUUGGCUAAAUACAAGCCAGGGUAAGCAAGGUGGUAGCGGCGCUGACUGA
Ophidiomyces ophidiicola is the source of this 1662-nucleotide messenger RNA. RefSeq lists its product as uncharacterized. The record is from RefSeq and is a predicted model, not a curated record. Lineage: Eukaryota; Fungi; Ascomycota; Eurotiomycetes; Onygenales; Onygenaceae. The transcript has 2 exons. Bases 1 to 1662 code for a protein of 553 amino acids.